Molecule: messenger RNA, 962 nt
Organism: Mizuhopecten yessoensis (Yesso scallop)
Lineage: Eukaryota; Metazoa; Mollusca; Bivalvia; Pectinida; Pectinidae
Exons: 2
Coding region: 1-840 (279 amino acids)
Source: RefSeq, a predicted model, not a curated record
AUGGUUCCAGAAGUUCGAGGAUAUAGGAGUGGAAUGUUCCAGCCGAAAAUCUGUUAUUCAGUCCUACAGAACUGGCCAUUUCUCGAUCUCGUGAAGUCCAAACCUGUGUUUGCAAAGGUUUGGAAAACUGAAAAGUUAUUGUCGAGUGCGGAUGCCAUUGCGAUAUAUAAACCUCCAGAAGAAGGAAGUGACGAGUACGCCGAUCCGGAUACAGAAUGGUUACAUCUGGAUCAGGCUGUGUACAGAGAGCGUCUGCACGCCUUCCAAGGUGCAGUCUACUUAGAGGAAACUACCGACACCGACCAUUGUUUCCGGGUCAUGACGCAUUCUCCCCUGUACAAUAAACAAUUCUUCGAGGAAUUCCCAAAGGCUGCCACAAAGUCAAGACGAAUGGAGUUCUUAAAAUUGAGUAAAACACAAAAGGCUUGGUAUGAUAAAAGGAGAUGCACACGAACCAAGGUACCAGUUCCCAAGGGAGGAAUGGUAUUGUGGGAUUCGCGAACAGUUCAUGACAAUGUCGACCCGGUAUACGACAGACCUCACAACGAUAGAUGGCGCUUUGUCGUGUUUGUUUCCAUGACACCGGCAAAAUGGGCUUCUCAAGAGACAAUUGAGAAAAGGAACGAAGCAUACGAUAAAUUGUUGACCACUUCUCACUGGUCAUCACAAGGCCCUCGCAAUUUCAAAGCGUUCAAACCAAAAGCUGGACAAUUCGAAUUAACGAUACUCAAACAACCUGUCAUUGCAAGAUCACGUGAUGCAAUGCUGUUGCUUGGAAAGGCAGAAUACAACUUUAAGGAUGGAAAAUCUAACGGACCAAAGGAACCUGUGUUGGUGUGAAAACUUGAGAACAUUUAACAGGAAGCCGUUGACAAUUCUUUCUAUUCUAUGUUCUCCCUGUGUUUUGCCCUGCUUACGCAUCUUAUGAAACAUUUAUUUUUUAAUUUUGCUAAUUGCAAAUA